AGCACUUGGACUCCACCGUGAAGAUCUCGAUAUCUAUCCCCUGAGUUGCAGUACCGAGUUUCGUCGACUCGGCUAUCAUCGGAUAGGAAUGGAAGUGUCGGUGAAAGUGGAGCCCACGUGCGAGGACGAGCUCGGGUCCGACUAUGACGGCCACGGUAAGUGGCAUGUCACAGAGGCUGGGCUGUCCUCGGAUACUGUGUCCGCACUGCCUAAAAAAGAAGCUCUAAUUGCAAUGGAAAAAUCUCAGAAUAUUUUCUACAAUGAAGUUGAAAUGACUGAGAAAACUAUAGACAUCAAAGUAGAAAUAGAACGGGAAGAAGAAAAUGUAGACAAGAAGGAAGCUCUGGAUUUUGAGGACGGUCUAAAGCUCAAGAAAGUGGCACUGGAUGUGAAGACAGAGCCAUUGCCAGACGAGGAGCUGUAUGCGAACUGUGUGGUCAAGGACGAGCUUGUGCUAGGCCCGGAGACAGUGCAGAUGCCUCACAAGGAGCGGCUGAGUGAUAAACCAAGCCUGCCUGUCUGCGACCUGGACACCGCGGAGCAACGCAGAUAUGAGUGUGACAUUUGUGGCAAAGUAUAUCAACGAAAACAUUCCCUGGUUAACCAUAUGAAGCUGCACUUGAAGUACAUGAAUAAGGUUUACCCAUGUAAUGUAUGUAUAAAAGUGUUUUCAAAGUGGAGUGCUUUAAACAUACAUGAACUAUCACACACUGGCGCGAAAAGAUUUUCAUGUGAGACAUGUAAUAAACAGUUCACUCAAAAGAAUUAUUUAAAGACACAUAUACUCACACACACGGGGGAGAGGCCAUACGCCUGUAACGUGUGUCCAAAGCGGUACAGACAAAAAAGUUAUUUAAUUAUACAUAAACGAAAACAUACUGGCGAAACACCAUACUCCUGCGAAUAUUGCGAAAAGAAGUUUAGAGAUUCUGGAAGUUUGAUGUCGCAUAGACGCGUCCACACUGAGAAAAACAACGACGCCGAUAAACCUCACGUCUGCAAAAUAUGUAAAAAGGGGUUUUCGAGAAUAAGUGUUCUAAACAGACAUGAAAAAUUACACACCGGCGCAAAAAACUUUUCAUGUGAGACGUGUAAUAAAAAGUUUACACAAAAAGGCCAUUUACAGGAUCAUAAACUCACGCAUACGGGGGAGAGACCUUACGGCUGUAAUAUGUGUUCAAUGCAGUUCAGAAGGUCAUCUCAAUUAAUUAUACAUAAACGAACACAUACUGGAGAGACACCGUACUCCUGUGAAUAUUGCGAAAAGAAGUUUAGUAGUUCGGGAAAUUUAGUGUCGCACAGACGUAUCCACACCGGGGAAAAAGCGAAAUUUGCCUGCGACAUAUGCAACAAAACGUUUAAGGGCAACUGGGACCUAAUGGUGCACCAACGAGUACACACGGGGGAGAAACCUUUUGUAUGCGAAAUAUGUAAAAAGGCUUAUAAGCAAGUUGCUCACUUAAACACGCAUUCAAAAAUACACACUGGUGAUUGGUCACACUCAUUUCAUUGAUGCAUAAUGGAGUUAACGGCAUUAACUAGUUUAAAAAAAAGACAAAUAAUACUCACAAAGAGAAACCUUUUUUAUGUUAAGUGUGCAACAAGCGAAAUACUCAGUUGGGAGAAACCUUACUGCGGUGAGCUUGUGAGAUAAGCAAAACAAUCUGGGUAUUUGAGUGUGAUGAUAUCCUGUUAUCCCUCAUCAGGGACAUAGGGCUCUCAGAAGGGAUUUCCAUUCUUCGCGGUCCAGCGUGGCCUCUUCCAGCUCCGCCCAGCCGAGGCCAACUGAUGCCGCCUCUUUUUCCACUGUGCGCCUCCAGGUGGUACGUGGGCGACCUUUCGUGGGAAUUUUCCAGGUCAGCCCUUGCUUGGAUAGGUGAUUGUUUGGCCUUCGUAAAACAUGUCCUAUCCAGCGCCAUUUCCGCAGAAGUAUCUCCUUAGCUAAAGGGUUUUUUUUUGAGUGUGCUCAAGAAAUAUAAUACCUAUAUCAAACUGAUUCAUGCAGAAGAUGAUGAGUUUGUGAUGCUGAAAGUGAACACAUUAAGAACUACGCAGGGCGUAUUUUUAUUUUAUGCAAAAGUGCUUGAUUGUGAUUUAUUUUUCUUCCUUCUGAAAGUAAAGUCGAAAAUAGCCAAGUCUGUUUGAUUAUGUUAU
This is a messenger RNA of Cydia splendana, 2154 nucleotides long. RefSeq names its product zinc finger protein OZF-like. Gene Ontology annotation, molecular function: DNA-binding transcription factor activity, RNA polymerase II-specific. Lineage: Eukaryota; Metazoa; Arthropoda; Insecta; Lepidoptera; Tortricidae. The coding region runs from base 89 to 1513 and encodes 474 amino acids. Gene Ontology annotation, cellular component: nucleus. Gene Ontology annotation, biological process: regulation of transcription by RNA polymerase II. The transcript has 3 exons. The record is from RefSeq and is a predicted model, not a curated record.